ACAUUUUAUUUGAAUAAAUGUGUAUAAGAUUUUCGAAAUAAUUAAAUAAUGUGCCAAUCCCUUAUUCUUAAGAAAUAUAGUUAUAUUUUGUAUUCAGAUGGAAAAAGAGAAAAUCUCUGUAACGCCACAGAUGUUACGUACAGCUGUAAAAGAGUUGCAAAAACGUGAAUUAUUUGUUAAAUUAAAGAGUUUAAAAACUCAUAUACAAAGACACUAUCCAGUUGAAAGAGAUUUCAAAGUUCUUGAAAAAGAAUUACAGGAAAAACUGGAAUAUGCUGUUUAUGUUGGACUCCUCGCCAAACACGGAGACGACCAAUAUUUCAUACCUACUUUACGACAGGAAGCAAACACCGUUAAAACAGCAAUCAGCGCAUUUUGGAAAAUGUAUAAAAAUAAUAAUCGAUUACGUAAUGUCAGAAAGAAGAAGGCUGAUGUUAAACGAUCAGUAUCACGUCGAAAACAAAAAGAUCAUAUGAGUUCUUCUAAUACUGAUGAAACCGGUAGCAGUGAGGAUUUAGAUUAUUUCUAAUUGUAAUAAAAUGUGAAAAUUAAA
Molecule: messenger RNA, 553 nt
Organism: Nylanderia fulva
Lineage: Eukaryota; Metazoa; Arthropoda; Insecta; Hymenoptera; Formicidae
Source: RefSeq, a predicted model, not a curated record